Molecule: messenger RNA, 9838 nt
Organism: Nezara viridula (southern green stink bug)
Lineage: Eukaryota; Metazoa; Arthropoda; Insecta; Hemiptera; Pentatomidae
Source: the annotation of a GenBank genome assembly
GAUCGCACUGCUAGCUCUUACGGUGGUUGGACCCGUGGCCGCCGACCUCGCUGAUCUUCUGGACCUAUACAGCCCUCAGAGGUUGGCCAAGGGAUGGUCCUCACCUCAGCCUUCCAGUUCUUGUGGCGCCCAAGUCACGCGCUUUCUGGAAGACUACUCCUCUUCUCAGCUCUGGGCCCUCCACGCUGCAGAUGCUAGCGGUAGAUACAAUGGGGGCUUCCUCUGGGGGAACAAUUAUUGGCUUGGAUCAGCAAUCCACUGCAAGAAUGUGGAACCUGAGCCUCCAUUCAAACUUGGGUUCUACGUUUUCAGAGCUAGAAUAUACCUAAGUGAAACAAUGGCUAUUGUUAACGCUAACAGAACAGCUGCCCAAGGCGUUUUAGUUGGAGUGUGCUUACCUACAUCCUGCUCUAAUGAAGAAGCUGAAGAAAUUCUUAACUUCAGCAUUAAUUCAGCUGGUUUGAAUAGUUACAGAACUGUAGAGUUAUCUCCUGUAAAAGAUCCCAACUCUGUUUAUGAAAUAACAAGUGAUCCCGUGUUUUGGAUAUUAUUCUCCUUCACUCUUGUUAUAUUUGUUCUGGCUUUAAUUGGAACAGGCUUUGAGAUUUACGAAGACUAUAAAAUAGAAAAGAGAAAAAUAUCAAAAUAUGUUUAUGACAAUUAUACAUAUGAAAUUGCUAAGUCUCCAGAACUACCAACAUCAGUAAAUGAACUGAAAAUACCUGCUGGUGCCAACAAUAAUGACAAUAGUGAAGGAGAGUCUUCAGAAAGAAAUUCCGUAAAUAGUGAAGAAGUAGUUGGAAAAUUCACAAGAAUUUGGAAAGAAGUUUUACUUUCAUUCUCUUUAAAAAAGAAUUUUAAACAAAUUUGUGAAAAAUCAGUUGGAGACGACACCAUUCCCACUAUCCAUGGCUUAAGGUCAAUGAGCAUGGCUUGGGUGAUACUUGGACAUACAUGCUUAAUUGCUUUAAGAUACUCUGAUAAUCCAGCUUACAGAUCAAUUGUUGAAAAACAGUUGAUAUUUCAAACUAUUAACAAAGGAGCAUACUCAGUUGAUACAUUUUUCUUUAUUAGUGGCCUAUUGGUGUCAUAUUUAUAUUUUCGAACAACAUCUAAGCAUGAUAUAACCAAGUACACCAAAACUACUGGCUUCACUUCUGCUUUCUUAGAAUUUAUAAGCUUAAUUGGCUAUAGAUUUGCAAGAUACUUUAAAGCAGCUGCUGCUCUUAUGACUUUCUUUUUGAUAAGCUCUUGGUUCACGACAGGUUUUAUUGCUUACUCCAAUAACCAUAUACCAAAUGAGGAUGAUCCUUUGGCUCUUUUUGAUAAGAUAUAUGACAAACCAUGGACCAGACUUGGACCUUACAUUGUUGGAAUGUCCGUUGGAUGGCUACUGUUUAAAACUAAUUGCAAAAUAAAAAUGAAUAAGGUUAUGGUGAUCACAGGUUGGACAUUGACACUGAGCUUGCUUCUGUUCCUGAUAUAUGGUCUCUCUGGAACUAAACUCCAUCCUAUUACUGCUGCAGCAUUUUCUUCUCUUUCUCACACACUCUGGGCAUUAGGUCUUUCUUGGAUCGUUAUAGCAUGUUCAACAGGUUAUGGAGGUUACAUAUCUGAUAUUUUAUCUUCAAGCAUCCUCUACCCAUUUAGUAGAGUUACCUACUGCGCUUAUCUCGUUCAUCCAGUUGUCAUUAGAUCGAUGACUAUGCGGCUGGAUUCUCCACUGCAUCUUAGCCCUGAGAUGGUGAUUGUUAUGUACACAGGACAUCUCAUCCUGUCAUACAUCAUUUCAUUUAUAAUUUCCAUUCUUUUUGAGGCUCCUUUGGUAUCACUUUUAAGGAUAGUUUCACCAACUAAGAGAAAAUCCAAGUGAAAACAUUGAAGAUUAUCAUUUUUUUUUUGUUUUUCCGUACCAUCCACUAUUUUAUAAGUUGAAUUUCUUUUUAAGUUCCAUGAGAAACCAAAUAUGAUUUGUGAUUUGGAUGCUUUCGAGUGGGUGCAUAAUGUUUCCUUAUGUGUAUAUACCAAUUUAGGGUUAAAAGGUUUUUAAAAGCCACUAAUUGUUUGUAAACUAAUUGUGAUUUUUAGUACAAUUAAGGUAGUAUCUAGUUUGACUUAAUUAAAAUUAUAAUUUAUUUAGCGAUAAGAAAAAAACAAAAAAACUACAAAUUAUGUCUACAAAUUUAUUGAAGUAAGAUAUUGUAUCCAUACAAUGAUUGUAUUAAAAAUGUUGGAUACCUUGUACAGUAAUUAUUGAAUAUGUAUGUUUAAUGGUGGAUGAAAACUGAAGUGCAUGUAUACUAAAUUUUUAUUUCAGCCAGUGUAAAUAAGUUAAUGUAGUACUUUCUUUUAUGAUUACAACAAGACUGCAUACAAUUGUUUUUUAUUUUUAAUAUUAUAAUAUUUUUGUAUAAUUAAGAAUCAUGGCAAAAAGUUAUAUCAAAUACUCAAAAUAUUUGUUUAACUAUUGAUUUUCUUUUUAUGUUUUAAUUAAAUAUCAUUUACCAAUAUAUUUCCAUAAACUUAUGUAAACAUGUGGAAGAUGAGAAAAUUGAAAAUUAAUCAAAUUAUAUUGAAAUAAAUGUAAUAUCAAUAAUUCCUAACCUGCAGUUUUUAUGUCUUUAAUAAAUGCAGAAUAUAUUUUCAACUAUAAAUAUUUCAUAUUUUUAAAUAAAUGUGAAUAUUAAACUUUUUAAUUCCUUUGUUUCAAAUUUUCAUUAUCUUAUUUAUAAAAAUAAAAGCCACCAGAAUUCAGCUAUUGAGGUUUAAAUGAAAAUUCAACAAAAUAAUAACUCCAUGUAAUUAAGAAGAAUAUAAGCUCUCAAUAAAAAAUGUUUUAAAAACCAUUGGUAAUAUUGAAAAAAGUAUAUACACAUCAGACUGAAAUUCUUGUUUUUUUAUUUUAUUGAAAUAUUUUUUUAAUGGUUGAGGUAUCCCGAUUUUAGGUCACUGCAUACCACAUUCCACUUUUCUGAUAGCUAGGCAUUCCAAUAGAUAUCUUAUAAUAAUAUUAGAGGAUGGGAUGGCCCAGAAAAUUGCGGUAUGAGUUCCAGAGUGCCUGAUUCUGAACAUUGUGGGUUCAAUUCCCAUCUCUCGGUCAGUUAAUUUUCAUUUCUCAGUGGCCCCGGGAAAUGAAUCUUGACGUUCCCACUCUGGUAAGUAUACGGCAGCAAUCCUCAAGGUAGUCUUUUAAACCACUAUGUAAAUGUUGGUACAGUUUUCGGCUUUGUGUGUAUUUUCUACAUAUUUACUGCAAUUGAUGAUUUUACACUACUUACCCAUAUGUCUAUAAUUAUAUCAUGAAAAGUAAAGUAGAGGUUUGGGUUCAUACGGUCUGAUUCUUAUGGAAAUGAAAUCUAAGACCAGUCUAUCCAGGAGUUCACUAUUUUCAAAUGUCAGGAUUAAUAAUAGUUAUUCUUAUAAUAAAAUCAGGAUUAAUAAUGGUUAUUAAUUAUGGCUUAUUCUCAUUAUUUUUUUUUUAUGAAUUCUUUUAACCUUAUCUAACAGUGAAAUUCAAGUUCAGUAACUAUUCGUCAUCUGAAUAUUUCAAUAAUUCAGAGAAAUACACAAUGAAAAAUUUAGAGAUUUGUACUCGAACAUUAUCACAAAAUUUAAAAUGUAUUUAUAUUUUCCAAGUUAAUAAAAUCUUUUUCAUUAUUAACUGCUAAUAAAACAGUGCCAAUUUUAAGAAACUUUACAUUGACUUGGGGACAUUGGCUUUUAAUACAUCUGCACACUCUAAAAGGACUGAUAUCUUCGAACGUUUUACUUGCAGAGUUUUCUCCUGUCUUCAUUAAAACAUUUUUUCGACCAUUUUAAUUUGGUUUUGAAAAAAGUUUCUUGAAUGACAGGUGGUUUAGGAUCUAGCACAUCAGCCAUUUCCACGAUAAAUAUCUCAAACUGAGAAAAAUGUUGUAAACAAAUUAAGAAUAGAAAACAAAAACCUAACUGUUCCUCUAAAUUAAAAAAUCAAAAUCAAAAAAUAAAUAAAAAUAGAGUAAUGUGUACUCCCUGCGAGCAAUGAAUUAUCAAAAAGAUCACAGCGCACACAUGGUGUUAACUCAACAAAGGUAAAUACGAUAAUGAUCUUCAAGUUAAUAUGAUAAUGAACGUUAAACUUACGAUAAUGAACAUUCAAGUUAAAGACGAUAAGUAAAUACGAUAAUAAUAACGGUUAAGAAACUUAACCUUCUAAACCUAUGUUAAUAAAUAGAUAGUUAUUCGGUUGUUUGCAAUUAACACAGUCUUCCAAAAUUUAUAAAUAUUUUUUAUAUCAAUAUUUGCGAUUUGAUUGAUCCAAAGUCCAUUUUUUUUUUUUAAAUUUUAAAAGACAUUUUGCUUCUAAUUUGCUAAAAUAUUAUUAAUUCACCAAUCAAAUCUAUAAAUAGUUUGUUGUAAUAAUCUUACUCAAAAUUUAAAUUAAUUGAAAUCAUUUUCGUUUAAAAAAUUCUAAAAGAAAUUUUAUACUGUUGGAAAUAAUUUUUUUUAAUUAAACAUUUCAUUUAAUUGUUUUCAAAAAAGAAAUUUAAAGUGUCUAUUUAAGGUUUAACAUAAGUCAAGGUGGUCAAAUUUGUUGGUUCAGCUCUCACACAGCGCUGGAAGUAGUUCGGAUCUGAGCUAUGUAGGUAGACUUUUAUUUUGCUGUGGACUCAGCUACAUGAACACAGGCGGAUCUACGGAGGGGAAGGGAGGCUUUCAGAAUUCUCCCUCCUCCCAAAAUGGUAAAAUAUAACCAUGUUUAAAGAAAAAAAUUAUCUCUAAAAGUAUUAUUGUUCAUCUAAUUACAUUUAAUAGGAAUGAAAGAAUCACUUAAACACCAUUUCAUAUACGUAGUUAGUUUCUUUCUUUCUUCCGAAGUAAUUAUCCUAAUAUAUACAUACAAAAAAAACUUUUGGGCUAAAGCCCCCCAAAAUUAAAUCCUCGAUCAGUUAGUGCACAUGAAUAAUCUGGACCUUCACAUUGAGGCUAGAAUAGGUUGGUAGCCUUGUAGGUUAGUGUGAUUAUUCUGCAUUUUUUAAAGGGCUUUACACAUAAUAAACAUCAUAUAAAAAUCAAACUUUAGCAUUUAAUUACAUGAACUUUUGGGUUUGAAUCUUGACACAAUGUUGAAGAUUAGAAUUUUUUUUCUAUAGACAUUGAUUUAUUUUUUAAUAUUUUAUUUUGCAUAGUGGUUAUAUUUGUUAGCAAAAGUAAUUCAUAUCUGACCCAAGUUAAUUAUUAUAUUGAUCACUCCAAAUUAUUAUACCAAUAAUAGCAACAACAUUUCAAUUUUUAUGAAUAAAUAAGUUUUUAUUGUAGCUAAUAUACACUUUUCUAAUUUUUCCUUCUUUUUUUUUUUUUAAACAAAUUAAUAUAAAAUAAAUAAUUUUUCCUGAAAAUUUGAUAUCAUAAAGUAACUGACUUGGUAUUAUAAAUUAAAAUUAAAAACAUUGUGGAGUGUAGUUUAUCACCAUUUGAGUCAUAAGUGGAGCUCAUUAAUAUCAAACUGAAACAAUAAAAUAAAAUAUUAAAACACUAAAAAAAUAAUAAUAAUUAAAAAGAAUAUAAUAUUUUUACUUUUUUUACUACUAUAUUUGUUUGAAUUCAAAUGUUGCAUACUGUUCAUUUUAUUUUAUUUGUUUUUAGAGAGUUAUUCUACUGCUGAUAUUACAUGUAUCAUAACUUGCACACUUUAUGUUCUUUAAGCAACAAAAGUGGGUCUACUAGUUAGGAAAUAAAAGUUUUCAUCAGUUUAUCAACAUUGACAUCCUUGCUGGCAAUUAGUUUUUAUAUACAAAUUUUAUUCAAUAUAAAUUUUAUCAAUCAUGCAUUGAUUUUAAUUUUAUUUUUUCAGUAGUGAACUUUUUUAAUUGGCCAAGAAAAAAACGAUUCCUCUCUCAAAAUUUAAGUCUUUAUACACUACAAGAUAUAUAGAACUUCUUUUUUUCCCUCCCCUUCAACGUCUUUUAGACUCUUCACAAUUUAUAAUUAAAAAAUAUACAAUCCACAGCUUUUCACUGAGCCGAUUUUUUUUAAUUUUCAAUUCUAAGUCCCAGGUCCACCCAUUUCAUUUUGAGGUAGUGGCCGAUUAGUGGUUUUAUACAUCCAUAUAUCAGCCAUUUGUGAAAGUUUGGGAUUAGUCAGGUAUUUCAAUAACUAAAAUUGGUAGACAUCAUGAAAACAUUUUUAGAGAGUGGAAAUUUCUUGCAGAAAACAUACCUUUCUUUAUUUUCUACUUCAAAGUAAUUUGAAGCAUAUAACACUCCUAAUCUCUCUUCACUCCUGAUUUUCACUGGCAAACCUGAAACGUAUUAAACAUUUAUAAGAUAUUUAAAAAACUAGAAAUAAUGGGUUUAUUUAAACAUUAAACAGUAAAAUACAUAGUCAAAUAUUUUUUGAUUUAUUAUUUUCAAUAAUGAAACUAUGUUUAUGACUAAGAAAUUGAUCUUCCCCAUAUCUAUCAAAGUUUCAGGCUUUUUCAAGAAAGUAAAAUAAAAAAGAUUCUCCCCAAUACCGCUUUUCUUAAGACUACAGGACCAAUUUUAUUUAUUUAUUUUUUUUUUUAGCUUUGGUUCCAAAGUCACUGGUCACUUGAGGGUGAUCUUUGGAACUCGACAUUAUUAUCAGUAACUUUCUUUCAAUUUGGGUUAAAUUUGACCAAAAUUUUAAUGAGUAGUUUUCAAUGAAUUUAAGCAUUUCAGAUCCCCAGAAUCCUAAAAAAAACGUUCAUUAAUGGUCACAUUAAAACAAACAAAAAAUGAAAUAGGCCUAUAGAAAACAUAAAAAAAUAACAAAACAAAAAAACAAAUUGUGAGUGGUGAAGCUGUUUUUUUUUUUUUCCAGUCUAAGAUCUAAGUCAUACCCAAGAAAUUCAUGUUCAUCUCAGUUUAUUACUUACAGAGCAUGGUGAUGUUCGGACUAUUUACUAAAAAUUACUCAACAACAUUUGAAAAUACCAAAAUACCUAAAGAAAAUUGAAAAAUAAUCUUGAAUAAAAUUAUUAAUUACUAAUCACUUUUGUGACUUACAUAUCUCAACUAUUUAAUAUUGCCGUUUUUAGUAACAUGUAUGCAUAUAUUAUAAUUAUGAAAAGAAAAAAUAGGAAAUUCUUGGUAUUGAGAAUAUUGGACUGAUGUAAUAAAACUAACUUCACCCAACAGCCUUGUAAAAUCCUUAUUAAUAUACCUGAUUCAUUUUGUACUAUUUCAUAUAUACUUUCAUCUAUUGGGAGGUUAUUGUCAUCAUAAGAAAACAAAACAAGUAUUUCUGUAAAUGGAUCGAAAGUAUAAUUUGCUCUAUACACUGGAACAAUUAUAAUUUGAAGGCUCUCAGAGAUCAAAGCACCAUCUGUACAAUCAACUUCAUUAUCAAGGCAGAGGAGUAAACAGGAUCUAGAAAAAAGAUUUUCAGUAUAAAUUAAAUAAGGAAAUUAAAAAUUUGAUUAGUAACAGCAUUUCCGAGAUUAUGAAAUAAAAAUUAUCUUCAAUCCAGUAACAAGUCCCUUAAAAAUAAAAACAAGGAACAUUAAUGAAAGCUAAAAGCUGAGCAGAAAUCUAACUUUAUGCUUAAUAAUUAGACAGUUGAAAUAGUGUAAAUAUUGUUUAUUUUUUAAUGAAUUAAAAAUUGUAUUAUUCAAAUAGUAAAACUUAAAUUUUUUAUUUUCUUGGUUUUCAGCGUUGUAUUUUUUUUCUGUUUAAUUUUUUUUAAAUUUACACAUAAACACACUAAUUUAUAAAAUAAAAGGAUUUCUGACAUUUCUGUUUUUUAAUUGUUUAAUAACGAUUUCUGAAAAAAUAUAAUUACUAUAGACAUAUUUAAACAAUACAACAUUCAUACAUGUACUCACAACGUAAUCAGAAAUAACCUAUGCAGGUGUAACAACACGUUCUUUAAACAAGCAUCCUACAGACAUAUUGUAAUUUAAUGUAAAUAAAAUGAAAGGAAAAGUUAUAAUCAAAACAUAUAUAUAUUUUUUUUAAUGAAGAAACUUCAUUCUUACUUACAGCUCAGUCAAAUUACCACACAAAAAAGGAGUCUAGCUUGCAAAAGGUCGGGUAAUUCAAAUUUCAUUUUUAUAUUGUUAGGUAUGUAGAGAAUAUAAAAAAUCCAAGUUUCCAUCCUUGAAAGCCUUGUGGGUUCACUGCAGUGCUCCAAAAAAACAAUUUCGAACUUUUUUUGGUUAAUGCUAAAUAUCUCCUUUUUAAAGCAAGGUAGAUAAAAAAUGAAUAUAUUAAACAGCUUAAAAUUAUCGAACAAUUUUUUUUCUAAACUAAACAGGAAGCGAAUUAUCAAGCUUUCAAAAUGAGUAGUUUUGAAAAUUUGCAAAAAACAUGGAUCAUUUUUCGUUUUUAACUAAUUCUUUGUUUUUAUCGGUAAUGUAGGUCAAAUUUUAAAAUUAAAUAUUGAAGCACACACAAUCGGAUACAGCUUUUAUAGAAAAAAUGUUUUUCUAAACUUAAAUACAAAUCUUUUAAAAGAAAUUGUUCAUGGACAAUUACUGUUUUUCUUGUUACUUUUAAUGUCCCAUUUAUGCCACAUCACCAAGAGGGUGGAUUGAUCUAUUUUUUGUGUAAUGGCUCUGGAUAAUAGUUAGUUUAAUUGAGAAACACAACUCUACACUAUUGUUAACUUAAAAUUAGAAAUUGUAAUUAGUUACAUCUGCACAGUACUUGAUUCAUACCACACAGGAUUUUAUAUUACAAUCAAUUUAAUACACUAAAUUUUAUUUUCAGAACAAAACUAUUCUAGUCCAUUCUAUUUACUUGAAAAAAUCGACAAAAAAAAAAAAAAAUAUAUGUAAUAUUAAUAUAUAGGUGAAGAAAUAGUUGAUAAAAUUCUCUUUUUUUUAUGCUUUUUUUGUUUAGUAAUAUUAUUCAGCUAGCUACUUGACUUUAUUACUAAACAAGGAGGUUUUAUAUUAUUUUAAAGCAGAAAAUGUUGUCUCUUGAAAAACUUAAAAUUCUGUGGAAAUUCGGUGAUAUCUCAGCUUACUAUAACUAUUAAAGAUAUUUGAGAUCAUCAUCAUCAUCAUCCCGAGUUUGAAAAUCCAUUACUGGAUCUUGGCUGCCUCAAGAGUUUUCCUCCAUGUUCCCUAUCCUUAGCAGAUGUCCGCCAGUUCCUGAUGCCAAGGAUUCCGGCAUCAGCACUUAAUCCAUCUUUUCAUCUUAGUUUCGGUCUGCCCACUUUUAUUUUUCCACCUGGCUCCAUGCUGAGCAGCUUCUUUGGGGUUGAGGUUUCAUCCAUUCGUACAACAUGGCUCAUCUAUCUCAACCUUGCUAUCCUGCUAUAUUUCACCACCGGCUUCUUGUUGGAUAGUUCUUGGUUGUGUCUAAUUUUCCAUCAUUCUCCUUAACUGGGCCAAAUAUCUUCCAUAAGACCUUCCUUUAAAAAACUAAUAUUGUACUCUUACUGGCCUUCAUCAAUGUCUAUGUUUCACAUCAAUUUGUCAAAACUGGUCGUAUAAGAACUUUGUACAGGAGAAGUUUAGUUGAUCGUAGUAGUGAAUGGCUUUUCAUAUACUUCAGGAGAUCAUAAUAACAUCUUUUUGAGGCAAAUUCUUUGCUUCACCUCCUGUUUCAUAUUAUUAUCCGCUGUCACUACCGAUCAUAAAUAUUUGAAGACAUUUGAGGUACACCUCAAAAGCUUAGGACGGAAAAUUACAUGAAUUACUGUUGUAUUUUAAAAGACACUCAAAUAAAUUAUAAUCAAUAUAAUAUAUUUCUUAUAUUACCUAGUUUCUGGUGAAAAUAUGAAUUUAUCCGGACAAGGAGCAUCGAUACACACAUAGGAACCUGGAGUGUUCAUACAUAGCUCCUGUUUAGAACAGGCAUAUUCAUCCUCUAUGCAUUCAUUUAUAUCU